This is a messenger RNA of Colletotrichum truncatum, 1077 nucleotides long. RefSeq names its product protein kinase activator. Gene Ontology annotation, cellular component: nucleus; cytoplasm. NCBI's taxonomy places the organism in Eukaryota, Fungi, Ascomycota, Sordariomycetes, Glomerellales, Glomerellaceae. Gene Ontology annotation, biological process: cell division; positive regulation of protein phosphorylation; signal transduction. Gene Ontology annotation, molecular function: protein kinase activator activity. The record is from RefSeq and is a predicted model, not a curated record.
AUGUUUUGGAGCGCAUGUUAUGGCAAUCAAGUUUCAUCAGCUAAUCGGACGUCAAUAAACAGAAACGCCCGCUUCCGGGGUGCUGCCGCUAAACCACCUGGACAGAACAAGUCCCCCACGUCUUCUACCGCUGGGCAGCCUUCGUCACCCACUGUGCCACACUUACCCCAAGGCCAGGCUGCUGUUAAGGCGCCCAGUGUUCCACCGCUGCCUAAUUCUCCUUCUCUUGCCCAGACUAUUGGCAUGGACGAACAAGGCGGUAUGGCUAACAGCGACGAUAUCCUCAACUCGUACCACCUGCCCCGACCUAUGCCCAUCUGGUUGAACUCCAACUAUGGCAAGCAUAUCGUCAAGGGUAACUUCAUGACCUUGAGUGCGAGACCCAAGACGGUCGAGCAGGGCGAGUGGAUCGCUCACCAGGUCGUCGAGCACUACAGAAACCUCUGGAAUUUUGUUCGUGUGCUUCACGAGAAGGAGGAGGAUGGCACGACCAUCUGCAACGCAACAACUUGCCCCAGAAUGUCCGCCGGAGCAAACCACUCAUUCACCUGGCUGAACAGUCGUCGGGAGCCUGUCGAGCUUCCUGCCUUCGAGUACAUGACUCUUAUGCAGAGAUGGAUCUCGGGCAAGAUUGACGACACCAAUAUCUUCCCUACUGACCCUUCGGGCGUCUCUUAUGCCCACAACCCGGCCAUUACCACUACACCACUCUCGCAACUUACGAACCCCGGCGAACCUGAGUGGAUUGGCAAGCGAUCUGGUUUCCCACAGAACUUCAUCGACGUAUGCCAGACCAUCUUCCGCCAGAUGUUCCGCGUCUAUUCUCAUCUUUACUGGGCGCAUUUCGUCGAGCCUUUCUACCACCUGAACUUGGAAAAAUCCUUGAACAGUUGCUUCAGCCAUUUCAUUUUGACCGCGACGGCAUUGGACAUGCUCAAGCCCCACGAGCUCGAACCCAUGCAGCCUCUGAUCGACCUCUGGGCCGCCAACGGCACCUUCCCCCCCGAGUCCAAGGCGUAUGAGUAUGCCAACCUCAGGGCCGGUGAGCGCCUUAUGCAGCUCGCCGGUGUCUCCUAA